GACUCCGGCCUUCGGAGCGUUCGCGCGUCGGCGGGUCCGGAGGCCGGCGAGCGGCCGCGGCGGGCGAGUGGCCGGACGGUCGGCCCGGCUGCCCCUCCCGGGAAGGCGCGAAGGAGUCGCUCUCCGGUCCCCGCAGCCCGCGGCGGCCGGUGGGGGAGACGCCGGGGAGCUCCGAGGCGCCGCGGCCGCCAUGAUGGGGCGGAAGUGACCGCGGGCUGCCGGCGAGAGCGCUUCGGUCUCGCUGCCCGGCGCUGCCCGGGGCGCGCGGCGCGGCGGAGCCCGGCCCGCCCGGCCCUCGCCAGCCCUGCCCGUCGGCCCCCGCCGCUUCCCCCGAGACUGAGCGGCGGGGAGUGGCCCCGGGCCUGCCGUCGCGGCUGCCGGAAAGAUGGCGGACCCGGCGGAGUGCAACAUCAAAGUGAUGUGUCGCUUCAGACCUCUCAACGAGUCCGAGGUGAACCGAGGCGACAAGUACAUCGCCAAGUUCCAGGGAGAGGACACGGUGAUGAUCGCGUCCAAGCCUUAUGCAUUUGAUCGUGUGUUCCAGUCAAGCACAUCUCAAGAACAAGUAUACAAUGAUUGUGCAAAAAAGAUUGUUAAAGAUGUUCUUGAGGGCUAUAAUGGAACAAUAUUUGCGUAUGGGCAGACAUCAUCUGGGAAGACCCACACGAUGGAGGGUAAACUUCAUGAUCCAGAAGGCAUGGGAAUUAUUCCAAGAAUAGUGCAAGAUAUUUUUAAUUAUAUUUACUCAAUGGAUGAAAAUUUGGAAUUUCAUAUUAAGGUGUCCUAUUUUGAGAUAUAUUUGGAUAAGAUACGGGACCUCUUAGAUGUUUCAAAGACCAACCUUUCAGUCCAUGAAGACAAAAACCGUGUUCCCUAUGUGAAGGGGUGCACAGAGCGUUUUGUAUGCAGUCCAGAUGAAGUUAUGGAUACCAUAGAUGAAGGGAAAUCCAACAGGCAUGUAGCAGUUACAAAUAUGAAUGAACAUAGCUCUAGGAGUCACAGUAUAUUUCUUAUUAAUGUAAAACAAGAGAAUACACAAACGGAACAGAAACUGAGUGGGAAGCUGUAUCUGGUUGAUUUAGCUGGCAGUGAAAAGGUUAGUAAAACUGGAGCUGAAGGUGCAGUGCUGGAUGAAGCCAAAAACAUCAACAAGUCCCUCUCUGCACUCGGAAAUGUCAUCUCGGCUUUGGCAGAGGGCAGUACCUAUGUUCCAUAUCGAGAUAGUAAGAUGACCAGAAUCCUCCAGGACUCACUGGGCGGCAACUGCAGGACCACUAUUGUCAUCUGCUGCUCUCCCUCAUCGUACAACGAGUCUGAAACGAAGUCCACACUUCUCUUCGGUCAGAGGGCCAAAACAAUUAAGAACACAGUCUGUGUCAAUGUAGAGUUAACUGCAGAGCAGUGGAAAAAGAAGUAUGAAAAAGAAAAGGAAAAAAAUAAGACUCUACGAAACACCAUUCAGUGGCUUGAAAAUGAACUCAACCGAUGGCGUAAUGGGGAGACAGUGCCUGUGGACGAGCAGUUUGACAAGGAGAAAGCCAACUUGGAAGCUUUCGCAGCAGAUAAAGAUAUUGCUAUUGCCAAUGAUAAGCCAGCGGCUGCGAUCGGAGUGUCCGGCAGCUUUACAGAUGCAGAAAGAAGAACGUGUGAGGAAGAAAUUGCUAAGUUGUAUAAACAGCUGGACGACAAGGAUGAAGAGAUUAACCAACAAAGCCAACUGGUGGAGAAGUUGAAGACACAAAUGUUGGACCAGGAAGAGCUUCUGGCAUCAACCAGAAGGGAUCAAGAUAAUAUGCAAACUGAACUGAAUCGCCUCCAAGCAGAAAAUGAUGCUUCUAAAGAAGAAGUCAAGGAAGUUUUACAGGCCUUAGAGGAACUGGCUGUUAAUUAUGACCAGAAGUCUCAGGAAGUUGAAGACAAAACUAAGGAAUAUGAAUUGCUUAGUGAUGAAUUGAAUCAAAAAUCUGCAACUCUAGCAAGCAUUGAUGCUGAGCUUCAGAAACUGAAAGAAAUGACCAACCACCAGAAGAAGCGAGCCGCCGAGAUGAUGGCGUCGUUAUUAAAGGACCUUGCAGAAAUUGGGAUCGCCGUGGGAAACAAUGAUGUGAAGCAGCCGGAGGGAACUGGCAUGAUAGAUGAAGAGUUCACUGUCGCAAGGCUCUACAUUAGCAAAAUGAAGUCAGAAGUGAAAACCAUGGUGAAGCGCUGCAAACAGCUAGAAAGCACACAGACAGAGAGCAACAAAAAAAUGGAAGAGAAUGAGAAGGAGUUAGCAGCGUGCCAGCUUCGGAUCUCCCAGCACGAAGCCAAAAUCAAGUCCCUGACAGAGUACCUUCAGAAUGUGGAGCAGAAGAAGAGGCAGCUGGAGGAGUCUGUCGACUCCCUGGGUGAGGAGCUCGUCCAGCUGCGGGCACAAGAGAAAGUCCAUGAAAUGGAAAAGGAACACUUAAACAAGGUUCAGACUGCAAAUGAAGUCAAGCAAGCUGUUGAGCAACAGAUCCAGAGUCACAGAGAAACCCAUCAGAAACAAAUCAGCAGUUUGAGAGAUGAAGUUGAGGCCAAGGAAAAACUAAUCACUGAUCUCCAAGAUCAAAACCAGAAGAUGGUGCUGGAGCAGGAGCGGCUGCGGGUGGAGCACGAGAGGCUGAAGGCCGCAGACCAGGAGAAGAGCAGGAAGCUGCAUGAGCUCACGGUCAUGCAAGACAGACGGGAGCAGGCGAGGCAAGACCUGAAGGGUCUGGAGGAGACAGUGGCGAAGGAGCUGCAGACUCUGCACAGCCUGCGCAAGCUCUUCGUGCAGGACCUGGCCACCCGGGUGAAGAAGAGCGCCGAGGUUGACUCGGACGACACAGGCGGCAGUGCGGCACAGAAGCAGAAAAUCUCCUUCCUUGAGAACAAUCUCGAACAGCUCACCAAAGUGCACAAACAGUUAGUACGUGACAAUGCAGAUCUUCGCUGUGAGCUUCCCAAGCUGGAGAAACGGCUGAGAGCAACUGCCGAGAGAGUGAAAGCUUUGGAGUCAGCCCUGAAAGAAGCCAAAGAAAAUGCAUCUCGAGACCGCAAACGCUAUCAGCAGGAAGUAGACCGGAUAAAGGAGGCGGUCAGGUCAAAGAACAUGGCCAGAAGGGGCCACUCAGCGCAGAUUGCAAAGCCCAUCCGGCCUGGACAGCACCCCGCAGCCUCUCCGACGCACCCAGGUGCUGUCCGUGGAGGAGGAACCCUUGUGCAGAACAACCAGCCAGUGGCGCUUCGAGGUGGCGGAGGCAAGCAGGCGUGAACGUGGCACAGCGCAGGUGUUGAAAAGUAACUGAAGUUUGAAGAGGACAUAAAAUCAGUCUUUCAAUAACUAUAACCUCUACCCCCCUGGGAUUGUAGAAAUUUACAUUGUUGAUGUGUAAAUUACUCCUAGCCUGUACAGCUCUUUCCUCCCCACUCCUGUAAGCCCUGCUGCUUCCCAGCACUGGAGCGCCCUGCUGAUAUCCUGGCAGGGGAUGACGGUUCAGCCUGUUCGUUACUCCUCGUCUUUGGUGUCUUCACUGUGCCGACUGACCAUUUAUAGGACCUCGCUCCUUGAGGUUGCCUUCUCUGUGUGUUUGGAUCUUGUUUACAUUACCUAGCUGCUAUUGCUCUUCAUUGUCCUUUUCUACUAAAACAUCUUCCUUUUUUUUUUUUUUUUUCUUUAAGGAAAUAUGGAAGCUUUAGAUUAAAUGUCUUAAAUUUUACCACUUUCAGCACUACAUGCCACAGAAUAUGUCAGGUCAGUCAGUACUGUAUUUUUUAAAGCCCUUAAGCAGGGUGUGGUGGCAUACAUCUUUAAUCCAGGCAGAGGCAGGUGGGUGUCUGUCAGUUCAAAGUCAGCCUGCUCUACAUGGUGAGUUCCAGGACAGCCAGGGCUACGUAGGGAGACCCUGUCUCAGAAACAGAAGUAAAAAGUUAAUUAACUGAAACAUGACGAGAAUCCCUUGGAGUGAAAUCAGGGCUUGUGUCCCUGGUGUGGUGUCUUGGGUAGGCCUCUGGCUGUUUGCUCCUGAAUGCCUGUUGCACAUUACUGUGACUAGAAACACUUCAUACAUGAGAGGAAGUCUCACGGUAAGGCUGUCUGGAAAUGACGGUGUCCCCUCUAGUUCUGCACUUCAGCAUAGCCUCGUGGGCCAGCAGGGCCCUGCUUCGCUGUUACACCUGCCUGCUAAAGGAGGAAUUGGAAGAUGCUAGUGUCAUCUUUAAUAUUAGGAAAGAAAUGGAUUAAGACAUUGUAGAAUUAAACAUUUUUAACUGUUAAAUAACUAUAGGCUGGCAUAAAUUUAUAGCCUUUGAAAAUUGAGACAAUUGUCAACAGGACAGAAACUAAACUUAAAACUACAUGGUUUGAUUUUUCUCUGAAGUCUUGAAGGCAGUUUCCACCUACACUGUGUCAUACACUAUAAUUUGCGUAGUUAGGAAUAGUAAAUUGUUUGCAAGUCACUGAUUCAAAAAAAAAAAAUUAUAUUCUUGGCCAUAGUGCAUAAAUUUUAAAUUAGAACUAAGUGUGUACCUAUUUUGCCACUUAUUUUUCAGAUGAUUAAACUCAAUCAAGUACAUUUUAAGGAUCUAUGAAAGUAGCAGGGAAAGAUUUCACCAUCUGCUUCCUCAGUGCUGGGGUAGCUGAAGCCCUGUUAGCAGAAAUCACAGGAAAUGGGCUGACUGAGGUUAUUCGGUUAGGAGAGAAGCUGUGGAGGUUCUGGGUUAGAAUCUGGCUGGCAGAACCUUUGGAAAGUUUUAUAUACAGAUAUUUGUAUUAUUAAAUUUGGAGCCAUAGUCAGAAGACUCAGAUCUUAAUUGGCUUAUUUUUCUAUUUCCUUAACUAUUGUAAUUUCCACUUUUAUAAUAAUUUUGGUUUGAAAAAUAAAUUUAUUUAUUUUUUUAACAGUCAAAAUCUUUGCUGUUGUAGUAUGCAGCCUUUAUGAUUGUGUUGCUUCUAUGACUGACUGAAACACUCCACAAGCCGAAGUGAAACCUUGAUGCAGCGAGGUGGGAGUCGUGGUCAGUGAGAGGCCCAGCCCUGUGGGCAUCGCGGUCUCUGUGACAGGCAGGGCUGCAUUCAUAAGGACAUUUUUCCAAAUGAAAACUCGCUUCUUUGGCAGUUUUCAUAAUGGAAAAAAAAAUUCUCUUUUGUCUGAAGACAGUAAUUUCAAGAUGUAUCAUGGGUAUUGGUGCUGUGUAACACACAAUGAAUUGUAACUAGCAUGUGGUUAAGAAAACACAGUUAGGUUUUUUAAAUUUUAAUGUUUCUUUUCUAUUUAUGAUUUCAAACUUUCAUAAAGUGUACUAAGAAUUACAUAAAUUUCUUUUCAGUGAACUAAACUGCUCUUUUUGCUAUGAUAGGUCAUUAAAUAUAGCAUUCACUCAAAAUGGACAUUUUUUAUCAUCUAGAAUAUUGAAAAUAUUUUAAUUUGCAGUGUCUUUUUUGUGACUGGAUAUAUUAAUGUCCCUCUGAGUGGUAUUGGUAAUUGGUUCAGAAGAGAAACUCAGUGAAAUAAGAGUAGUAUUUAUUCAUGGUGAUUCAUUAAAUUAUUUGCCUAACUUAAGGAAACUAACUACUAUGCAUAACUGAAUUUAUUUGCAACUCUCAGUUUGAUUUGAGGUAACAGAAGAGAGUCUACCUGUGGACUAUGUUGCUUUAUUUUCAGCACUUAGGGUUACAGUCAACAUAAGUGGUUUGGGAAGACAUAUAAUUUUAAGUUAACCUGCAUGCUGUAAAUGUGUUUCAAUAAAGGAAAAUCUUUUUGAAGUGUA
Molecule: messenger RNA, 5772 nt
Organism: Psammomys obesus (fat sand rat)
Lineage: Eukaryota; Metazoa; Chordata; Mammalia; Rodentia; Muridae
Gene: Kif5b
Product: kinesin family member 5B
Exons: 26
Coding region: 386-3277 (963 amino acids)
Biological process (GO): microtubule-based movement
Molecular function (GO): microtubule motor activity; microtubule binding; ATP binding
Source: RefSeq, a predicted model, not a curated record